AUGCGGAAGUGAGGGGGCGGAACUUUCGAGGCCUAUAAAUUGGCGCCUGACCUUGAUGCAAGCCCCUUCACUUUGCGUGACUCCGUAGUGUGAGGAUCUCAGCGUAUUAGAUCAAAGUCUCAAAGCUAACACAUUAUCAGUUUUGAAGAUGCCGGCCGAGUUCGAACUUUGUCCAGGAAGAAGGAUUGGGGGCUCCAACCCCUGUUUCAUCAUCGCAGAGAUCGGUCAGAAUCACCAAGGGGACAUUGAAAUUGCCAAGAAAAUGAUUCGCAUGGCUAAGGACUGUGGAGCGGACUGUGUGAAGUUUCAGAAGAGCGAGCUCGAGCACAGGUUCACCAAGCGAGCGCUGGAGCGCGCCUACAACUCCCCUCACUCCUGGGGGAACACAUACGGAGCGCACAAGCGCCACCUAGAGUUCAGCCAUGAGCAGUACAGAGAGCUGCAGCGCUUCUCCGGAGAAGUGGGGAUUUUCUUCACUGCCUCAGGAAUGGACGAGAUGGCUGUAGAGUUCCUACAUGAAAUCAAUGUGCCUUUCUUCAAAGUGGCCUCAGCAGACACCAAUAACCUCCCUUACCUGGAGAAGACUGCCAAGAAAGGUCGUCCCAUGGUGAUAUCCAGUGGUAUGCAGUCCAUGGAUACCAUGCGUUACGUUUAUGAAACAGUGAAGAAGCACAACCCAAACUUCACCUUCUUGCAGUGCACCAGUGCCUAUCCACUGUCCACAGAGCACGUCAACUUGCGCAUUAUCACUGAAUUCCAGAAGGAAUUCCCUGACAUUCCGAUCGGCUACUCAGGCCAUGAAGGGGGCAUCAGUGUGUCCGUGGCUGCUGUAGCCCUGGGUGCAAAGGUUUUGGAAAGACACGUGACCCUGGACAAAAGCUGGAAGGGCAGUGACCACGCCGCAUCUCUAGAGCCGGCAGAGCUGGCAGCGCUGGUGCGAGAGAUCCGGACAGUAGAGCUCGCUCUCGGCUCUCCGGUUAAACAGAUGCUGCCCUGCGAAGCUUCCUGCCACAGCAAGUUGGGCAAGUCGGUGAUCGCAAAGAAGGCGCUGCAAAAAGGUACAGCUCUAACCCUGGAUAUGCUGGGAGUGAAAGUGGCCGAACCACAAGGCAUUCCACCCGAGAACAUCUUCAAACUGGUGGGGAAGAUAAUCACAGUGGACCUACAGCAGGAGGACACUCUCACUAAUGACAUGAUCAAAUAAUAACUGUCAUCUGUAUUUAUUAAACUGUUUUUCAUUUUAUUUUUCCAUAUGAUAAGCAAACAUUUCAGUCUAGUUUUGGGCAUAUUUUUGUAAAAUAUCACAAAGUAGUAUAUUCUGUUUUAACUCUUUAAUAUUUAAUGUGUAUUGAAUGAUAAUGAUAAUUUACUGCUUCAGUCAUUUUUAAAUGUAAUAAUUUAUGGAAUAUCAAUAAUAUGUAUUUAAAUAUCAUAAUAUAUGGAGAAUGGACCGAUGGGUAUUUAUAGGCAAUAUUUCCACAAUGGGUGAAUCAUUGAGGUGGUGAUACUUUGGCAUUUGGCAUUGUUUUGCAGAAAAUAAGUACUGCAUUAAAUUGACCCCAUAUAUUGAGGGUUAAUUAUAAACACUUGAUUAUAAACUGCUUCUGUGGUAUAAACAUUUUGAAUGUGGGUACAUUGCUGUUGUUUUAAUAAAUGAAGGUCACAUUGCUGCACAUUUGCUUCAUUUUUACUGUGUUUUUAUACUUUUUCAUUGAAUAAAAACAUUUAAUUUGCGA
Molecule: messenger RNA, 1736 nt
Organism: Astyanax mexicanus (Mexican tetra)
Lineage: Eukaryota; Metazoa; Chordata; Actinopteri; Characiformes; Acestrorhamphidae
Gene: nansb
Product: N-acetylneuraminic acid synthase b
Exons: 6
Coding region: 149-1204 (351 amino acids)
Biological process (GO): carbohydrate biosynthetic process
Molecular function (GO): N-acylneuraminate-9-phosphate synthase activity
Source: RefSeq, a predicted model, not a curated record